Molecule: messenger RNA, 1726 nt
Organism: Tarenaya hassleriana
Lineage: Eukaryota; Viridiplantae; Streptophyta; Magnoliopsida; Brassicales; Cleomaceae
Product: ethylene-responsive transcription factor ERF061-like
Exons: 2
Coding region: 509-1399 (296 amino acids)
Biological process (GO): regulation of DNA-templated transcription
Molecular function (GO): DNA-binding transcription factor activity; DNA binding
Source: RefSeq, a predicted model, not a curated record
CCUCCUCUUAUAUAUAUAUAUAUAUAUAUAUGACAAUAACAUGAGAAAGAAAAGUGGAGAAAUCAGCAAAAAUGUCAAAGAGCUCCAUGUGAAAACACUAAAAAAGCACUCUCUCUCUCUCUCUCUCUCUCUCUCGGCCUAUAAAUACCCUCUGCCAAGUUUUCAAAACCCAAACUCCAUUGACGUUUGUAACACAAUUUGCAUUCGAAAAUAAUGAGAGCGUCACAAACACAUCUCUGAGAACCAAGAAUUUAAUUCUCUUACUUGAUCAUCAUCCUCCUUGCUCGUUUCUUCUGCAACUCACCUGUCUCAAGAUCCAUCAUUUUUUUCUUCUUCUUCUUUGGUCAUUUCUUCUGGAUAACAUAAAACGUUACCAAGCUUCACCACCAACUUUUCCGUCCCUUCUUCUCAUUUUCUUGAUCUCCAAGAAACUCGGACAGUUUUUGUUUCUUACAGAACUUUCUCAUACCAGUCUUUUCGGUUGUUCAUAAUCCAAGAAAACAGCCGGAUGGAAGAAACCACUGAUCUCAUUCAGCUCGACUUUUACCCAAACAUUGCGGAUAUCGGAUAUUCUCUCUCUCAGAUCAUAUUAACGGGAGGAGCCAACACACUCGACUCGAUCUUCUCCCAUUGCACCUCCUCUUUCACCGCCACCACCGCUCCUCCGCCGCUCGGCUCCUCCGUGUAUCUCCGGCAGCGAGACCUACUCCACAAAUUCUACCAAGAGAACAACCGAGUCCCGCACCACACGACAGCGACGCCGUUUUACCCAUCAGACCACCGGAUGGGUCCCACCGCCGCCGUCGCGGGGGGGAAGAAGAAGAAGCUGUACAGGGGAGUGAGGCAGAGACAAUGGGGCAAAUGGGUCGCCGAGAUAAGGUUGCCACAGAACAGGAUUAGGGUUUGGUUGGGGACUUACGACACGGCGGAGGCCGCCGCCUACGCCUACGACCGUGCCGCCUACAAGCUUCGCGGUGAAUACGCGCGCCUCAAUUUCCCCAAUCUCAAGGACCCGAGCGAGUUACUCGGGCUGGCUGAUUCCAGCAAAUUGCUCGCUCUGAAAUCCGCCGUCGAUGCCAAAAUCCAGGCGAUCUGUCAGAGAGUGAGGAAGGAGAGGGCGAAAAAGAGAGCGAAAGCCGCCGCGGAAAAGGCAACGGUGGAAAACACGCCGGAGCGAUUGCCGUCUCCGUCAGCAGUCAUUGCCGGAGAAAAUUACUGGGUUACAUCGGAGGUUUCAGAUGAUGGACUGUUUUGGAACAGCGAGAGCGGUUCGCCGACUGUCUCUGACGAAGGCGCGACGCCGGGAACGGCCGCGGCGGAGGCGGAGGCUGAUGGGUAUUUGCUCGCAAGAAUGCCUUCGUUCGAUCCCGAGUUAAUCUGGGAAGUCCUCGCGAAUUAGAGAGAGCGAGGAGAGGAAAUUAUGGAUUUGGAUCGACGAGGUCAAUCCGAAGAUUGAGAACCUGGAGACCAGAAGACGAAAUUAGGGUUUUUUGCUCUUGAUGUGGGGUUUUAGCUUUUAAGUAUAAUGGGUGACUAAGUUAGGAUUUGUAUAAUUACGGUCGUCUUUGUGUUUUGUUACUGUCACAAUGAUGGGUUAAUUAGGGUUUACGCCUCGUAAUUUUUUCAAGAGGCAGAAAUUGGAGAAGUUCCUUUUGGGGUUGUCUGGUUUUUGAGGAACUCUGCUUUGUACUUUUUUAGUUUUUCCCCCUAUAUAUACAUAUAUAUA